Messenger RNA from Prunus armeniaca (apricot), 1038 nucleotides. Lineage: Eukaryota; Viridiplantae; Streptophyta; Magnoliopsida; Rosales; Rosaceae. The record is from the annotation of a GenBank genome assembly.
AUGCAGCUUCACUUCUCGCCUAGUAUGAGAAGCAUAACGAUCUCGAGCAGCAAUGGGUUUAUUGACUUGAUGAAGAUCAAGGUCGCAGCUCGCCACAUCUCUUAUCGAACCGUUUUCCACACCAUUCUAAUCCUCGCUUUCUUAUUGCCCUUCGUCUUCAUUCUCACUGCUGUUGUUACUCUUGAAGGUGUCAACAAGUGCUCCUCAUUUGAUUGUUUAGGUAGGCGUUUGGGACCAAGGCUUCUGGGUAGGGUUGAUGAUUCAGGGAGACUGGUUAGAGACUUUUACAAGAUUCUAAAUCAAGUGAACACUGAAGAAAUCCCAGCCGGUCUGAAGCUACCAGAUUCAUUUAAUCAACUUGUUUCUGAAAUGAAGAACAACCAGUAUGAUGCAAGGACCUUUGCUUUCAUGUUAAGAGCAAUGAUGGAAAAUUUUGAAAGGGAAAUCAGAGAGUCUAAGUUUUCAGAGUUGAUGAACAAACACUUUGCGGCAAGUUCUGUACCCAAAGGCAUCCACUGUCUGUCUCUACGUUUGACUGAUGAAUAUUCAUCCAAUGCUCAUGCACGCAAACAAUUGCCUCCUCCAGAGUUACUGCCUUUGCUCUCUGACAACUCUUAUCACCACUUUAUCCUAUCAACUGAUAACAUUCUGGCUGCUUCAGUCGUUGUUGCUUCUGCUGUCCAGUCAUCUCUAAAACCUGAAAAGAUAGUCUUCCAUAUCAUUACUGACAAGAAAACCUACGCGGGUAUGCACUCAUGGUUUGCACUCAACCCUGUCUCCCCGGCUAUUGUUGAAGUGAAAGGCGUGCACCAGUUUGAUUGGUUAACAAGAGAAAAUGUUCCAGUCCUUGAAGCUGUAGAAAAUCAAAAUGGGAUCAGGAAUUAUUACCAUGGGAAUCAUAUUGCAGGGGCUAAUCUUAGUGCUACUACUCCACGAACAUUUGCAUCAAAAUUGCAGGCUAGAAGUCCAAAAUACAUAUCCUACUCAAUCAUCUUCGUAUAUAUAUCCCUGAGCUAUUUCCCAACCUUGACAAGGUAG